Molecule: messenger RNA, 210 nt
Organism: Cinara cedri
Lineage: Eukaryota; Metazoa; Arthropoda; Insecta; Hemiptera; Aphididae
Source: the annotation of a GenBank genome assembly
AUGAGAGAAGAAUUACCUACAACAAAUGAAUGUGGAUUAAUUAAUUUAAAUAAUUCUGAUCAAGAAGGAUCGCAUUGGGUUGCAUGGAUAAAACAUGAAAGUUUAAAAAUUUAUUUUGAUUCUUAUGGUAAUGCUAAUCCUCCAAAAGAAUUACUGAAAUAUUUAAAAGAAAAUAAUCUUAAAAUAACAUCUAGAAGAUUUCAAGACUAA